Molecule: messenger RNA, 2907 nt
Organism: Dalotia coriaria
Lineage: Eukaryota; Metazoa; Arthropoda; Insecta; Coleoptera; Staphylinidae
Exons: 5
Coding region: 229-1692 (487 amino acids)
Source: RefSeq, a predicted model, not a curated record
GCCCAGAAUCCCGAGCUGCUGUUCCCACCCCUGGUCGCAUGAAAAAACCACGAGCCGCGCCAGUCGGCCGAAUGACGCCAGGGCGACGAAACGACUUAAUUAACCAUUAAUUGCUGCUGCACAGCGGCUCCUCCACCACCUUGGCUAAUCUCGCUACAACGGAUUAAUCCUCGUCGGAUAUUCGCCAAGGUAACAGCGUAUUCACGCUGAAUUUAAGAAUUCACAAAUAUGGAGGAGGAUGAUAAUGAUGAACUGCUGCAAGUGUCUGAUGAUGAAUCAAUGACUGAGAGUGAAGAGACUUGUCAUUCCCUUGACAAGCCACAUGAAGAACACUCUCAUACUACAUUCAGCUAUGCAUCCCAUACGACUAUUGAAUUCUUUGUUGUCAAAGUGCUGUUGAUUGUUUCAUCGUCCAUUCUGCUGAUAUUGCUGCCAGUGUAUCAGCAGUCAAUGGAUAUAAAGGGCAAUGCAUAUACUAUUUUACUAUUCAACACCAGUUUCAGUCUGCUGCUGAUUUUGGUGGCAUUGUUGUUGAAUCAGAGAUUCUGCCCGAGAAUCAACAACAUUAAGUACUCAAAGACACCUAUUAAGUAUCGAGAACUGCUCUUGGGUGCUGUAUUGUUAGCAGCGAGUGGUUUUCUGAUUGUUUAUGCAUUGGACAAGAAGAGAGUGUUGUGUCACUUGCAAGAUCCUAUGAAAGGACUUCUGUUAGUCUUUUCAUUGAUUUAUUACUUCUUUUUUUGCAAAAAAUUAAUGGGUCUACAGAGAAUAUUUUCAUCGACAACGGUAAUCGUUGGAUUGUUUAUCACAGUUGAUUACGGUCUGUGUAAUGAAUUUCGUUGUCGUGGACAUGAAAGAGAUAAAAAGUCAGACGAUGCUGGCCCAUGGUCAUGGCAAACGCAUUCCUUGUGGUCAGCGCUGUACAUUUUGGGUUUAGCGUUGUUUUCGGCGUUUUAUAUGCUUCUGGAUAGAUGCAUAGUUGCCGCCAGUUUGCAUUACAAUGCCAGUUUAGGUUCACAGUUCCUGUCAACAAUCUCCAGGCUGGUGUCAUUCCAGAGUAACUCGAAUAGUUCCAAUGAAUUAAGGCAACCAUUAACACCGCUUAGUACAGGAACAGCGGUUGGUACAGGUGCAAGAAGUAGCAAAAAAGAAUAUUCUGCAACACACAUUGCACUUUGGUUGCAUUUCGUGUUGUUGGUGCUAGUGAUAUGUGGGUUUUGGGUUGAAUUAUUACCUAAUAUCGGAACAAGUACACAUUUGGGGCACUUCCUAAAUCAAACUUCAGUGGGUUUAGCGUGUGUUUUUACCCUGCCGGAGUUUGGAAAUGCAUCCGCAACGAAUUGCGGUAAUACUUCAGUGUAUGCCUGGGUGUUUUUGCUGAGUUAUGUGAUGUUUAUGCUCUCAUCACUCAGAUUUUUAAUAUUGUGUCAGAGUGCAGUGCAUACAAUGGCGACCAUUAGUGUUGCACUACCACUUUCAGGCAUUUGGUGGUCAUUAUUUAAGACGAUAAAUAUUGAAAAAGGUUUGUUAAUAUGGUACCCAACAAUUUCCGGUGAGUUAAUCUGCGCACUACUGGGUCUUCCAAUCAUAACAAUCGGAUUGGGUUUGCUUGUAAAGUCGCAUUUCUGCGAUUGGCGCACGUCGCGCGAGAUUGACGGCGAUUCCACGCUCCGAGCGAGAUAUCUCGCUUAAGUCCAACCCGAACGACUUCCAUAUUAACUAUAAAAUAUUCUAGACACACCACAAGUAUGUUAUAUCUAUGUUAACUUAACUAGAGCUUUAUUUUAUAGACGUAGCUAGAGUCAAUUGUUGUCUAGACGCAGGCGCCGAGCUUUUGUUCAAUCGUUUAAAAAGAAAAAGUAGUUAAAACAAAGAAACCGCGUAACGCAACGCUUAAAUGUAAAUCGUAUGAAAUUAAGAAAUGUGAUCGACCUCAUUAUACACUAGGAAUAUUCGUCGUCGCGCUUGAAGCGUUUUGAUUUACAGAAGACUGAAGUUUUUUAGCGAAUCGUGCCAAGAAAACAACUCUCGUCACACGUACACUGGUCCUGGCCACCUGUAUGUUAGUCAAUAACUGGAACAAUUUUAAAAUCACGUGACAUAUAUUCCCCGGAAGCGAUAAACGUGGCUAAUUUUAAAACGAAAUGAUUAAAAUAUGUAUAAUCUAAAGAAAACCCGUGACAAUAUGAAUUUUGAAACACGUUUUGAACGUAUAUUUGUAUUUAUACACACAUCUAGUCGGAUUCAAUUUUCAAUCAAAUCAAAAUGUAAGAAGAAACCCCUCGUGCAAUACAUUAUUAAAUGAGUACACAUUUUUAAAAAUACACACACACACAUAAUACAUACAUAAAUCCACACACGCGUAGUUAUAUUAUUGAUAAUUGAUAUGGAAAUAUUAACUAUUGAAUGUUUUUAGUGUGUUGUGAUUACCUGUUAAGAUUUGUAACAGAAGGUUUUACUCGAAACGAUUACAUUGUGAGCGUAGUGUUGUAAUGGUAAUUGUUUCGCAGUGAAGACGCACUAUAAUCGAAGCUGUGAGUAAUAUUGUUGUUAUAAACACUCAAAUAUUUACCCCCCCGGAAUAUAUAUAUACUUAUAUAAUGUGAACGUUUGGAAGCGCCCUGAUCCACUCACACGUUUCAUGAUGAACGUCCAUUUUUAUAAAUGUAAACCGAAAUUUAAUGAGAAUAUUUUACUCCUUGCCGAUGAUAGUAUAUAUAUAUAGUACAUGAUAGAGAAGAUUCAAAAUUAAAUCAGGGUUGAAUAUUCUAACUUGUGAACGAAUGCUUUCGAAUAUUCUCGAAUGAAUUUAUAUGCGCCGUGGUGGGCAAUUGUACGGAAACGUUUAGAAAUGUAUAAAUUAUAAAAAACAUGCUGUGGAAUUACAUUAUAUAAUGUUGUUGCUCA